AUGACUGAGAACUACCAACACAUCCUGGCUUUGGCAUUUGCUGUCAAGGAAAUCAAUGACAAUCCCCAGAUGCUACCCAAUAUUACACUUGGAUUCAAGAUUUAUGACAGCUAUUUGAGUGAAAGGUGGACAUAUAAUUCUGCUAUGGAACUUAUUUCUGUGAAGAACAGACUUCUCCCAAACUACAAGUGUGGCAUCCAGGACAAUCUAAUAGCAGCUAUUGAAGAACUGAAUUCUGCACUAUUUCCCCAGAAACCAAAUCUUCUGGGUUUGUACAAGAUUCCACAGGUCCUGUAUGGCUUUGCUUCAGUGAUAAUGGAGAAUACCAAUUUCAUUUCCUUCUACCAGAUGAGUCCAAAUGGAGCCCAUCAGUACAAAGGGAUUCUCCAAUUACUUCAGUAUUUCAGCUGGAGAUGGAUUGGAUUCUUUGCUGCAAAUGGGAUGGAUUUAGAAUGGUUCAAGCAGAACAUGCUUCCAGAAUUUUCCAAGAGUGGCAUCUGUUUUGCUGUCAUGGAAUCAUUCACUAGUAUAUUUUAUGAAGAUAACUGGAAACAAUAUUUUAAAAAGGUCAUGAUAUUUCAUGAUAAAAUCAUGAACAGCAAAACCAAUGUGUUGGUCUUCAGUGGAGACACAAAAUCCAUGACAACAUUAAGAUGGGUGCUAAGCCUAGAAAUUAAAGGAACAAUGCAAAGUUCAAAAGGCAAAGUUUGGAUUCUGACUGUUGGGAUGGAGUUGAAAUCCUUUGCUAACAGAAGGAGUUGGGAUAUACAAAUCUUCCAUGGUGCUAUAUCAUUUGCACUUCACUCUAAAGAACUUCAAGGAUUCCAACAAUUUAUUCAGAACAGAAAUCCUUCCACCACUAAAGGAGAUGGUUUCAUCAAAGACUUCUGGACUCAGGCCUUUGGCUGUACAUUCAGGGAUUCCAUUUUGGGAAGUAUGAGUGAGGAUACCUGCACUGGAGAGGAGAAGCUGGAGAGCCUUCCUGAGCAUGUAUUUCCAAUUAGUGUAACUGGCCACAGCUACAGCAUCUACAAUGGUGUCUAUGCUGUGGCUUAUGCUUUACAUGCCAUGCAUUCAUCUAUGGUCAAAAGCAAGACAAUAAAGAGAGAGAAAAGGAAGAUUUAUACUCAGCAAAUGUGGCCUCUCCAUCAGUUUCUGAAAUCUGUAAUAUUUAACAACACUGCUGGAGACAACGUUUCCUUUGAUGAGAAUGGGAACCUGGUUGCAGGAUUUGAUGUGAUAAAUUGGGUCACAUUUCCAAACCAAUCUUUCAUUAGAGUGAAAAUUGGAAGAAUGGAUCCCCAGGUUCCUCCAGAUGAAGCAUUUACCAUUCAUGAGGAUGCCAUAAUAUGGCACAAGUGGUUUAACCAGACACAACCACUUUCUUUAUGUAAUGCGAAGUGCUACCCUGGCUAUAGGAAGAAAAGGAAGGAAGGGGAACAGUUCUGCUGCUAUGACUGCAAUCUAUGUCCAAAAGGAUGGAUAUCUAACCAUGAAGACAUGAUUGACUGUAUCCAAUGUCCACAUGAUCAAUAUGCAAACAAGGAACAGAAUUUGUGCAUUCCCAAAAUUGUAACAUUCUUAUCUUAUGAAGAACCUUUGGGUACCAGUUUAGCCAUUUGUGCCCUUUCAUUUUCUUUGAUCACAGCUGCACUGCUAAGAAUAUUUAUGAAGCACCAGGACACUCCCAUAGUCAAAGCCAACAACCGGGACCUUACCUACACUCUUCUAAUCUCCCUCCUGUUCUGCUUCCUUUCUACAUUGUUAUUCAUUGGCCAACCUGAGAAGGUGACAUGUUUCCUCCGCCAAACUGUCUUUGGCAUUGUCUUCACAGUGGCUGUUUCUUCUGUAUUGGCAAAAACCAUCACUGUGGUUUUGAUUUUCAUGGCCACCCAGCCAGGAUCCAGGAUCAAUAAGUGGGUUGGGAAAAGGCUAGGCAACUCCAUUGUACUUUUUUGCUCAAUUCUUCAAACAGGCAUUUGCCUUGUGUGGCUGGCAACCUCUCCCCCAUACCCAGAUAUUGACACACAUUCAGUGGCAGAAGAAAGUAUACUGCAAUGUAAUGAGUCAUCCCCAAUAAUGUUUUAUUGUGUUCUGGGCUACAUGGGCUUGCUGGCCAUUCUCAGCUUCACUGUGGCUUUCUUUGCCCGGAAAUUGCCCAACAGUUUCAAUGAAGCCAAAUUUAUCACUUUCAGCAUGCUGGUGUUUUGCAGUGUUUGGUUGUCUUUUGUUCCAACCUACAUGAGCACCAAAGGAAAAUAUAUGGUAGCUGUGGAGAUCUUCUCCAUCUUAGCCUCCAGUGCUGGGUUGCUGGGAUGCAUCUUUUCCCCAAAAUGCUACAUUAUUUUGUUGAGGCCUGAACUGAACAACAGGGAAAAAUUAAUUACGAGGGGAAAACACUGA
Molecule: messenger RNA, 2403 nt
Organism: Rhineura floridana
Lineage: Eukaryota; Metazoa; Chordata; Lepidosauria; Squamata; Rhineuridae
Product: vomeronasal type-2 receptor 26-like
Exons: 5
Coding region: 1-2403 (800 amino acids)
Biological process (GO): G protein-coupled receptor signaling pathway
Cellular component (GO): membrane
Molecular function (GO): G protein-coupled receptor activity
Source: RefSeq, a predicted model, not a curated record